Elephantulus edwardii (Cape elephant shrew) is the source of this 1881-nucleotide messenger RNA. It is a transcript of the gene ASB2, whose product is annotated as ankyrin repeat and SOCS box containing 2. The record is from RefSeq and is a predicted model, not a curated record. Bases 1 to 1881 code for a protein of 626 amino acids. Gene Ontology annotation, molecular function: protein binding. NCBI's taxonomy places the organism in Eukaryota, Metazoa, Chordata, Mammalia, Macroscelidea, Macroscelididae. Gene Ontology annotation, biological process: intracellular signal transduction. The transcript has 9 exons.
AUGGCUACGGAGAUUAGUGCCCGCGGCCACCAGCGUGCCAUUGGGCAUGAGGAGUACACCCUGUACAGCAGCCUGAGCGAGGAUGAGCUGGUCCAGAUGGCCAUCGAGCAGAGCCUGGCGGACAAGACGCGGGGCCCCACCCCUGUGGAGGCUGCUGCAUCUGCUCGGGCCAACCGCCAACCUGCCCACUUCUACCCGUGGACCAGGUCCACCGCGUCGCCCGAGAGCCCGUCAGCCCCCAAGGGCUUGUUCCAAGGGGUCAUGCAGAAAUACAAGAACACCCAGCCAGUAGACCCAGUACUGAACACCAUCAGGGCCGGUGAUGAGGAGGCCCUCAAGGCCAUGAUCAAGGCGGGGCAGAACCUGGCUGAGCCCAACAAAGAGGGCUGGCUGCCGCUGCACGAGGCCACCUACUACGGUCAGCUGGGCUGCCUGAAGAUCCUGCUUCAAGCAUAUCCCACAACCUUGGACCAGCGCACGCUGCAGGAAGAGACGGCCCUCUACCUAGCCACGUGCAGGGGCCACCUGGAUUGCCUCCUGUCACUGCUGCAGGCUGGGGCAGAGCCGGACAUCUCCAACAAAUCCCGAGAGACGCCCCUCUACAAAGCCUGUGAGCGCAAGAACGUGGAGGCCGUGCGGCUCCUGGUGCGGUACAACGCGGACACCAAUCACCGCUGCAACCGGGGCUGGACGGCGCUGCACGAGUCCGUCUCCCGCAACGACCUGGAGGUUAUGGAGAUCCUAGUGAGCGGGGGUGCCAAGGUGGAGGCCAAGAACGCGUAUGGCAUCACCCCGCUGUUCGUGGCCGCCCAGAGCGGGCAGCUGGAGGCCCUGAGGUUCCUGGCCAAGCAUGGCGCUGACAUCAACACGCAGGCCAGCGACAGCGCCUCGGCCCUCUACGAGGCCUGCAAGAACGAACACGAGGAGGUGGCCGAGUUCCUUCUGUCCCAGGGCGCCGACGCCAACAAGGCCAACAAGGAUGGCAUGCUGCCCCUACACGUGGCCGCCAAGAAGGGCAACUACAGAAUCGUGCAGAUGCUGCUGCCGGUGACCAGCCGCACGCGCGUGCGCCGCAGUGGCAUCAGCCCGCUGCACCUGGCGGCCGAGCGCAACCACGACGUGGUCCUGGAGGCGCUGCUGAGCGCGGGCUUCGACGUGAACGCGCCGCUGGCGCCCGAGCGCGCGCGCCUCUACGAGGACCGGCGCAGCUCCGCGCUCUACUUCGCUGUGGUCAACAACAACGUGCACGCCACCGAGCUGCUGCUGCUGGCCGGCGCCGACCCCAACCGCGACGUCCUCAACCCGCUGCUCGUGGCCAUCCGCCACGGCUGCCUGCGCACCAUGCAGCUGCUGCUGGACCACGGCGCCAACAUCGACGCCUACAUCACCACGCACCCCACCGCCUUCCCCGCCACCAUCAUGUUUGCCAUGAAGUGCCUGUCGCUGCUCAAGUUCCUCAUGGACCUCGGCUGCGAUGGCGAGCCCUGCUUCUCAUGCCUCUACGGCAACGGCCCGCAUCCGCCGGCCCCUGCGCGCUCCAACCGCUUCAAUGAUGCGCCCACAGCUGACAAGGCCCCAGGCGUGGUGCAGUUCUGCGAGAUCCUCUCGGCCCCGGAGGUGAGCCGCUGGGCGGGACCCAUCAUCGAUGUACUGCUGGACUAUGUGGGCAACGUGCAGCUCUGCUCCCGCCUGAAGGAGCACAUUGAGAGCUUCGAGGACUGGGCCAUCAUCAAGGAGAAGGCAGAACCUCCGAGACCCCUGGUGCACCUUUGCCGGCUGCAGGUGCGAAAGGCCAUUGGGAAAUACCGGAUAAAACUCCUGGACACGCUGCCACUACCUGGCAGGAUGAUCAGAUAUCUGAAGUAUGAGAGCACCCAGUAA